This is a messenger RNA of Blepharisma stoltei, 1561 nucleotides long. Lineage: Eukaryota; Ciliophora; Heterotrichea; Heterotrichida; Blepharismidae. The record is from the annotation of a GenBank genome assembly.
AUGGGAAACAAAAAUAGCUCGAUUUAUAUCAAUUUGAAAAACACUAGUUUUUUCGCUGGAGAAGUCAUUUCUGGAGAAGUGUGCUUAUCAUUAAUACAGAAUGUAAAAUGCGACACUUUAGUUUUGGAAUUUUUAGGAUUUGAAGAGACAUUUUGAGAAGAAUUUUCAGAUAAAGAAGAAAGUAAAGUGGCCAUAAGAAAGGGAUAUGAAGUUAUUUGUCAUAAUUCAAUAGUCUUAUAUCAGUGCCAUAAUAGGAAGAUGAACUAUGGAAAGUAUUCUUUUCCUUUUGUUAUUAUGCCACCUGUUAAUCUCCCAGGAAGCUUUAGCUAUUCUUCAAAGAUGACGCAGUCGGCAAUUAAAUAUGUUAUAUCUGCCACUCUUGACUCAAUUCCAGAACCUAUUUUAGGGAAGCAAGAAAUAAAGCUGAUUCAGAACCAGCCAUUAAUAAAAUGGCUUUCGCUCAAGUGAAGUUAGCUCUGCUAACUUUUUUUCACUCAAGCAAUUUUAUUAAUGGGGUUGGGUUUUUACCUCGAGAACUUCUGCACAGCAAUAGCGGUUUAACUUUGGGGAUAGCCAGAGGAACUGCUCCUCAGUGCACUCAAGACCUUGAAUUUUUACCCCUCGACACACCCAAGGAGGUGGACCCUCAGGCGGAACACGCGCAGGAGUCGAGUCGAAUAAAGUCGUGGCGACAGCAUAGCCCGUCGAAGCCGGAACGCUAUGUUUGCACGUUCCCUGGUGAAAAAAGGGAUCGAUCCGAGGUCCACGCGCCCGACACGUGUACAAAUAUGGUGGAAGCUCUGGAAACGUCUACCCCGUAGUGGACGUUAAACGUUAUAGAUAAUUAAAUUAAGAUUAAGAUUCAGAACCAGCCAGAAAAGAUAAUAAAACUUUCAUCAGCAACAAUAUCGCAGCCAAUAAGGUGAUGCUGUUUUCAUCAGGGAAAUAUUUUUAUGAGAGCCAAUACUAAUAAAUCUGCUUAUUUGAUAGGAGAAAAGCUUGAAAUUAACUUAGAAAUAUAUUCAGAAAUACGACAUAAUAAUGUCCCCAUUUAUAGUGAAUAAUUAAUCUCUGACUUGCUGAUAUUACCCUUUUUGCUUUAGUAUCAUAAUACGCCUGUGUUAAAAAAUUAUAAUUCACUAUAUUUUGGCAUGCAUCAGUCGAAACUGUUUUAUAUAAAACUGUACUAUUCAAGAGCGAGAAAAGAGCUACUAAAAUGAUAAAAUAUAGAAUCAUCCAGCAUAGGAAUAUGGCAAAUAUAGGGCCAAAUGCAAAAAGGGAGCCUAAGAGUCUUAAGAUUUGUUUUGGAUUGGACAAAGGAUUUGUUAAACAAGAAAUAGAUGAGGCGUAUUCUACUAGGGGAAAUUUAAUUAAUUGUUCCUAUUCAAUUGUUUCUACUGUUUACUUGAACUCAAUUACUUUGCAUCCUAAUCCAAACAUUGAAAUAUUUAUUGAUAUAUUACCUAAAAUAAAACGACAAAAGCAUCCAGAGAUAAAUGAUUGGAAUCCAAUAAAGAUGCCAGGUGUUAUGCUGCAGCCAUCUGCUCCUCAAUUAGAAUAA